Molecule: messenger RNA, 1443 nt
Organism: Rosa chinensis
Lineage: Eukaryota; Viridiplantae; Streptophyta; Magnoliopsida; Rosales; Rosaceae
Product: protein MITOFERRINLIKE 1, chloroplastic
Exons: 1
Coding region: 30-1160 (376 amino acids)
Cellular component (GO): mitochondrial inner membrane
Molecular function (GO): S-adenosyl-L-methionine transmembrane transporter activity
Source: RefSeq, a predicted model, not a curated record
AAGAUAAGGAAGGAGAAUUGAGUCCAGCCAUGGAGAGCAGACUCUCCGCCUCUCUUGGCCUCUCCUCUCCAAACCCAGACCACCACCACCACCACCACCGCCGCCACCACUCUCAAACCUCCGAUGACUUCCACAACCUCUUCACCCACUUCGCCUCCCCAACCACAUCUCACAUCCCAUUCUUCGCCUCCACCACCACCACCACCAAAUGGGCCUCCAACACCCGCCCGCCCAAGGCCAAGUCCAUAAUGAAGAACCUCUCCGUCUUCGAGCGGGCCCUCAUCGGCGCCGGCGGCGGCGGCAUCGCCGGAGCCUUCACCUACUUCUGCCUCCACCCCCUCGACACCAUCAAGACCAAGCUCCAGACCAAAGGCGCGUCCGAAGUCUACGCCAACGCCUUCGACGCCGUCCUCAAGACCUUCCAGACCAAGGGCGUUCUGGGGUUUUACAGCGGCAUCUCCGCCGUCAUCGUCGGCUCCACCGCUUCCUCCGCCGUCUACUUCGGCACCUGCGAGAUGGGGAAGUCGUUUCUCUCCAAAUUACCCAACUACCCCCCGAUCCUCAUCCCUCCCACCGCCGGCGCCAUGGGCAACAUCGUCUCUUCGGCCAUAAUGGUGCCCAAGGAGCUCAUCACGCAGCGGAUGCAGGCCGGGGCCAGAGGCAGGUCCUGGCAGGUGUUGCUGAAGAUCCUCGAAAACGACGGCGUUUUGGGCCUCUACGCAGGCUACUCCGCAACCUUGCUCAGAAACUUGCCCGCCGGGGUCUUGAGCUACUCUUCCUUCGAGUACUUGAAAGCCGCGGUUCUGAGCAAGACCAACCAGGCCCAAAUGGAGCCCAUUCAGAGCGUGAUUUGCGGCGCCUUGGCCGGAGCUAUCUCGGCCUCCAUUACGACGCCGCUGGAUGUUGUGAAGACGAGGCUGAUGACUCAGAAUGUGAAUAAGGCGGCUGCUUUUGUGCAGAGUGGGGUUUCGGAGACGGUGAAGCAGAUUCUGAAAGAAGAAGGGCUGGUGGGAUUCACAAGAGGAAUGGGGCCGAGGGUUCUUCACAGUGCCUGCUUUUCCGCAUUGGGGUACUUUGCUUUCGAGACGGCUAGGCUUGCGAUUUUGAAUGAGUAUAUCAAGAGGAAGGAGUUGCAAGAAAUUGGUGAUGCUCCGGCUUGAUGUUUUUAUGGGGUUUGAAAUCUUCUCUUCCAUUUUCGUUCUCCUUCCUUCUGCUGGUUACAUUUUAUUCAUAGUAAGUGAAUUCUUGUUGCAAUUUUCACUAUCGGUUAAUUUUCGUUUUCUAUGAGUAAUGAGUAGAAGACUAGAAGUAGAACCAUUACACCUCAUUUUGUAAUUCCAAUAGGUACUAUAUAUAUAAGUUCCUUCUUUUAAUGAAAUGUUUACGGUAAUAAGGUCCUAAUGCCUAUCAAUAAUUCAAUCUCAUUACAUUUAUGACUGUGUA